AUGGCAGGUAGCGACGUGGACAGCGAGGGGCCGGCACGGAGAGGCGGCGCGGCACGGAGUCCGAGGGCCCCGGGAGGGCCGGGAAGCGAGGCGGCCGCGGGCUGCCCCGAGUCGCUGUCCGCCGCCGCAGCGCCGGCCGAGGGUGCCGCGCUGCCCGCCUGGAUGCGCCUCUACUUCUACGGGAUGCACGGGAUCGCCCUGGACGUGCUGGUGUCUUCGGUCCGGCGCUUCGCUCGCAGCCCCGACCUCCGGAUGCUGGGCUUCUCCUCGCCCUACCGCUGCCUCCUGCACUCGCUCACCCACUUCGCCCUGGAGAGGGUCUACCUGCAGCGGCGGCGCUGUCCCAGCGCCUUCGUCUUCAAUUUCCUCCUCUACCCCUCGGCUCACGUGGGGCUGCAGACCCUGACGGGCCAGGCGCUGCCGCUCAGCCUGGGCGGCGGGCCGGGGGGCGCCGCGGCGCCGGGGGCGCUGGACCUGGCGCUGCAGUACGUGCUGGCGCUCUACCACUGCCGAGUGUUCCUGAAGCGCUUCCUGCGCUUGCGGUACCCGCGGCCGCGGCAGCAGCAGCGGAGGGGCGCGCUCCCCGCCCCUCCGGGGGCCCGGGCCGCUGCGGCGGCCAGUGCCCGGCGGCGACGACCCCGGGGUCCCAAGGGCGCCGGGGGAGCCCCCAGCCAGGGGCUGCCGGACCUGCUCCGCUUUCUUUUCUUCGGAAUGCACGGCUUCCUAGAUGAGAUCUUCUUCACCUUCUUCUUUAACGUGCUGGGGCAAGGGGACAGAGCAACCAGUGGUCACACAUCGCUCUGGUCCUUCCUUAUGUAUGGCAGCUGCAGUUUCGUGGUGGAAAAGCUCUACUUCCACCUUCACUACAGCCGCGGUUGGGGGGCCUGGAAGCGGGUGCCCAUCUACGUGAUCUUCAUCUACGCGUGGGAGUUGUCCUGGGGUCUGGGACUCCGCACGUGCGGGGCUUGUUCCUGGGACUAUUCUCACUACCCACUCAAUUUCAUGGGCCUCAUCACUCUGAUGUAUUUACCUGGUUGGAUAUUCCUUAGUGUGUACCAGGACCUACUUUCCAACGUGUUGUGGCAGGUACAGUAUGUACCAACUAACUAA
Molecule: messenger RNA, 1110 nt
Organism: Lemur catta (Ring-tailed lemur)
Lineage: Eukaryota; Metazoa; Chordata; Mammalia; Primates; Lemuridae
Gene: TMEM229A
Product: transmembrane protein 229A
Exons: 1
Coding region: 1-1110 (369 amino acids)
Source: RefSeq, a predicted model, not a curated record